Cryptotermes secundus is the source of this 1308-nucleotide messenger RNA. RefSeq lists its product as uncharacterized. NCBI's taxonomy places the organism in Eukaryota, Metazoa, Arthropoda, Insecta, Blattodea, Kalotermitidae. The transcript is spliced from 5 exons. The record is from RefSeq and is a predicted model, not a curated record. Bases 506 to 1108 code for a protein of 200 amino acids.
CAAAUAAAACUAAAUUUUCAUAUUAUCAAUUUUACAUGGUGUAUUUGAAUAAUUAUCCAUCCAUUGUUAUUAAACUUGCAAAUGAUGAUAAGAAGUAACAGCACUUACUGUAGUAUACUGCAUAAGUUUAGGCUUGUUUUUACAAGCAAACUAACAAAGCUGGUUUUGGCUUACAGACCAUUCAGCCAUAUUUUUGAAGAACAGAAGCAUUGGCAUGGUCUCUACACAUUUAUAGUGAGAAAACAAAUGGAAAAUUUCAUUUAAUAUUUGGUGUACCAUUGAAAAAAAUCACAUAAGACAAUAGAAAUGAAUAGAUUCAAGUGGAUACAUUGUAACCAACAUACAGCAACAUAAUAUGUAAAUAUGUCUGUUAAUCACAACAACUUUAGACUUUCAAUAAAUGAUAGAAUCAGAUUGUCGAUAGAUCAGUUUGGUUUAAUAAAAUAUUUCAACACAACAUGUUUCGGUCCUUUACAGCCGUCAUCAGGCAUAUAUAAACAAUAAAAUGCUUUCAUGUUCAUUACUAACCUGCAUGACAAUGGAUCCAUUGCUCAAGGCAUUGGAAGGCCAGGUUGCUGUAUUGCGUAAGCGAGAGGUGGAGAGCAGGAAUGAACUUUCUCAGUAUAAACAGUCUGCUGAAUCUUGUAAAUAUAAACUUGAGAAGAAGAUCCUCCUCCAGCUUCAAGAAGAAUAUGCCCGAUUCUUUCACCAGUUUAAACAGAUGGAGCGUACACAUACGAAAUGUGCAGCUGGAGAACAGCGAAUAUCGGAAUUGGAGGCAGAGUUAGCACUUUCAACUGAAGCAGCAGCAUCACUCAAAGACUAUAUCAAAUUGCUUGAAGAGAAAGUAGUCAGAGUUACAAAUUUAAAGCAUCAAGUAGAACUCGAUGAACACCGCCUUACUCAGGCGCAGCAAAGGAUUAAGGAAAGAGACAGCUAUCGGUCGCAACUGGACCUGUACGAGAAGGAAUUAACAAUAACUUCUUCAUCAGGAUUUGUGAACUCUCAGCAGCAACAGCAGAAGUCACAAAUAGAGGCAUUGGAGAAGACAAUUGAAGGAUUCCAUGAACUGGUUGAGAAGUUGGAGGCGGAUCUAGGAAAACGGUGAAAGGUUCAGGUGUCCAGGUCAGUGAAAGAAUCAGUAAGUUGGAGGAAGAGAUAAAUUCUUUGCAACAAGAGAAGGAACAGCUGAUGAAACGCAGGGAUGAUGAGUUGGAGGUGGAGCUGGAGUGCAGGGCCCUGAAGGGUGAUUUCAGUCCUGUGAAGUCCAAGGUUUUGCACUUCAGGUAAGACGACAGUAGAAGUUCU